This is a messenger RNA of Osmia lignaria (orchard mason bee), 5822 nucleotides long. RefSeq names its product cullin 2 (gene Cul2). NCBI's taxonomy places the organism in Eukaryota, Metazoa, Arthropoda, Insecta, Hymenoptera, Megachilidae. Gene Ontology annotation, molecular function: ubiquitin protein ligase binding. Gene Ontology annotation, cellular component: cullin-RING ubiquitin ligase complex. The record is from RefSeq and is a predicted model, not a curated record. Gene Ontology annotation, biological process: ubiquitin-dependent protein catabolic process.
AUUAUCCCCUCCAAGAAGUUGGAAAGUCAAGAGCAAAGGGGAAAAAACAUGGCUCUGCAAUGUUAUUGAGAAAUUCAAAGCAGUUUGGUGUUACGCAUUUAAUUCUUUGACUAUUUUAGAGAAGAAAGUUUAUAUUUUUUGUGGAUUUGACUUUCUUUUUAAGUAAAGAAUUUGUAUAAGUGAUUCGUGAAGUGAAAACGGAAGAAAGUAAAGAAACGAAAGGGUGAAAGAGCAAGAGAAAGAGAGAGAAAGAAAAUGUAUUCGAUCAAGACGAGUCAUUGUAAAUGUCAUGUAUUUUGCAACAGGGAAUGAUUUACGAAAUACUGAAAAGAAGUGACUUUAAAAAAUUGAUAUUGAUAAAAAUUAAGAUCAGUCUGCAAUAGUAUCUGUAAGAAUACAGACUACUCUUUCUACGAGUUUUUGGUUAGUGGUUACGAUCAUGACCAUCUGGAUGGUACCAGUCAGCUGUAACUCGUAACACGCGUUUACACGUGCAGUUUGUAAUUCGUUUGAUGAUCAUUGAGACAUCUCAUUCAAAUCUAACCGUAAUUCUUCAUAAACCGCAAUUUACAUGAAAAAUGAUCAUUCCUGGUUCACGUUUGACGAUGAUAUACGAACGGUUUAUAUCUUUUGAUUUAAACGUACUACAAGCGCUAUUCCAAAUGCUGCCUGAUCACUUCGAUCUAUUUGCGCUAGAAAAGUAUUCCAAGAAAUAAUUUCCUGCACGUAUACGUUGCGUUUGAAUAAAAAAGAAAUUUUGGACGGCCAUGAAAUGAAAAUACGCUCGCGAUGUAUUUUACUUUUAUGUUAUUUUUAAACCACUGAUGUAGAAAACAGUGCAGUGGUUGGUCAAAGCCUUGUAAUCUCCGUCUUUGUCUAUAGUUGAAAGAUUAUUCUUGGAAUAUAUUUUAGGUUUACAAGUUAAAUAAUUAUAUUGUAGAAUUUGUAUAUUUGAUUCCUUGGUAUUGCAAGUCGGUAGUAUUUCGUUGAAUGUGUAUAAGGAUGUCACUAAAGUCUAAGCCAGUUGAUUUUAUUGAAACAUGGAACGCAUUGCGAGAGACUGUAGAGGGUGUAAUAACAUUGUCCUAUGUUCCACGUGCAAUGUGGAACGAUAGAUUCAGUGAUGUAUAUUCAUUGUGCGUGGCAUAUCCAGAACCAUUUGCGGAUCAGUUGUAUAAUGAGACAAAAAGGUUUCUAGAAAAUCAUGUCUUCCAAUUGUUAAUAAAAGUUCGCGCCCAAGGUGAAUCUGGUUUGCUACAGGCAUAUCAUCAAGCCUGGACGAAAUACUCGCAAGGCAUCAAUUAUGUGGAUCGCUUGUACUUAUAUUUAAACCAACAACACAUUAAGAAACAGAAGGUUUCCGAGGCAGAACUUAUUUACGGCACGUCUUCCGCUAUGACUGCUGAUUGCCAAGAACAAAUGGAAAUAGGAGAGCUUGGUUUAGAUAUUUGGAAAAAAAGAAUGAUUACACCGUUGAGAAAACAGCUCGUCUCUCUGCUGUUAGAAAACAUUCACGCAGAUAGAACUGGUACAGCUCCUUCAGCUAGUACAGAAGUUAUUUGCGGUGUUAUACAAAGUUUCGUUCGAGUCGAGGAAUAUAAAAUGAAGGGACAAGUAGAUGUAAUAAUCGUUCUGUAUCAAGAAAUUUUUGAAACCCCUUUCCUCGAAGCUUGCGGAGAAUUUUAUAUGAGAGAGGCAUCCGAGUUACUUCAACAAUCGGAUGUAACACAUUAUAUGGAAAGAGUUACAUGGAGACUCAUUCAGGAAGAGCUUCGUGCUCAUAAGUUUCUACAUGCAAGUUCUAUGCCUAAAGUAAGACAAUGCUGUGAGGAGAAAAUGAUAGCUACACACAUAGCCUGGCUUCACGCAGAAGCAGAAAGUAUGAUAGAAAAUGAACGUAGAAGGGAUUUAAGUCUUCUUUAUCCAUUGCUAAGGCCAAUACCUUCGGGUUUAACACCGCUCUUACAAAAAUUUACACAGCACAUUACUCAGCAAGGAUUACAGGCGAUCGGUUCUUUACAAGGAGAGAAUGUACACAUACAAUUUGUGGAAAGCAUGCUGGACGUGCAUCACAAAUAUUCGGAAUUGAUUAAAGAGGUGUUCAGAGUUGAUCAAGCUUUUAUAACUGCCCUCGAUAAAGCUUGUUCAGCCGUCAUAAACCAUAGGCCUGUUCCCCGGCAACCCGCAAGAGCGCCUGAACUACUUGCUAAAUACUGCGACUCUUUGUUGAAAAAAUCUGCUAAAGCGACAUCGGAAGGGGAAAUAGAAGAGAAACUAGGACGUUGUAUUACCGUGUUCAAAUACCUCGACGAUAAAGACGUUUUUCAAAAGUUUUACGCACGAAUGUUAGCGAAGCGACUGAUACAUCAGCAGUCACAGUCAAUGGAUGCCGAAGAAUCGAUGAUCGAUCGAUUAAAACAAGUUUGUGGCUACGAGUUUACGAACAAACUUCACCGAAUGUUUACCGACAUGUCGGUUUCGGCGGACUUAAAUGCCAAAUUUACGACCAGUUUACGAGAAGGAGAUAGAGAAAAUCAAUUAGGCAUCGGUUUUGUAGUGUACGUGUUACAAGCGGGCGCCUGGCCGUUAGGUCUACCACCAUCGCCAGGACCGUUUGACAUCCCUCAACAAUUAGAAAAAUCUAUACAGGCCUUCGAAGCUUUCUAUCGUGCGCAAUUUAGCGGACGGAAACUCACAUGGUUACAUUAUCUUUGUCAAGGCGAGCUAAAGUUUAAUUAUUUAAAGAAGCCUUACUUGGUCACCGUGCAAACAUACCAAAUGGCUCUGCUUCUUCUUUUCGAACAUUGCGAUUCGAUGCAGUGCAAGGAGGCUGCCGCAUCGUUACGUUUGUCGCACGAUCAACUAGUUAAACAUGCAACUAGUCUAGUUGAUUGUAAAAUUUUGAAGAAAUCAACGGAAGGAGAACUGGAGGAGGAUACGGUUUUGUCUCUUAAUUUUGAUUACUACAACAAAAGAACAAAGUUUCGUAUAACUGGUACGUUGCAGCGGGAUGUACCACACGAAAGUCACGAUACCGAGGCCACGCAUCGCAGUGUCGACGACGACAGAAAAUUGUACCUGCAAGCAGCUAUAGUUCGUAUUAUGAAGAGUCGUAGGAUUUUGAGACACAAUCAACUCGUACAAGAGGUACUAAGUCAAUCUAAGGUUACAUUUGCACCAUCAAUCGGUAUGAUCAAAAAAUGUAUCGAAGCCCUUAUAGAUAAGCAGUAUAUCGAACGUACGCCAAAUAACGCAGAUGAGUAUUCGUACGUCGCAUGAUUUUAUUGUAUCAUUUGUCACCAUCAUUAAUUUAUUUCGUUCAGGGUACUCUUUGAUCAUUCAUGAUAUAAAAACAUUUUCUAAUGUUGGAAUAAAACGAUACAUUACUACGGAUCUUUUUUUUUUUUUUUUUUUUAUUUUAUCGAACAUGCGUUUAAUCUAAUAUAGAAGGAAACGAUAUUCUUAUUAACGAUACUCUCUAAACCGAAUUGUUUGAAAGAUCAGGGAAAGUAGCCUGAACUGCUUAAUUGCUCCUAAAUCAACAAAUUAAUAACUUAGUUGAUUCAAUGAUUUGUAAUAUAUGCGCACGGAAUAAAGAUGAUGUUACUAUUUUAUGCUGGUACAGGUUUCAUUGGUUGCUUUCCCAAGGAUGAAAAGUUUGAUUUUUUUAUUUGAUUGUAAUGUACAAUACAAUUAUCACUAUUUACUUAAAGAUUCAUUGAAUCCAUAAGAAGAAUAAAUCUAUAUAUUUUUACAAAAUCUAUAUAACAAUAUUCCAGAUACACUUUUGACUUUUAAUUUUUUUUGUCACAUUAUUAAUAAUAAGUCUUUGGUCCCUCGUUUUUCAAUUACAUUAUACGCGUAUAUACCAGUUGAAACCGGUAAUAACAUAUAACACUUUUUGCGGUUAUAUAUUGCACGAUACAUGGUAAAAUUCAGGUGAUAUUGCAAAGAAUUGUUUGCACUAUCCACUUUACCUUUAAAAAAUAUUAUACAUAUAAUGUAGUAAGGUAUGUUACUGGUGAGACACUACAUCAUGAGUUUAGAUUAUUGUUAUUAGGAACGUGGAGUUUUUAAUUGCAACAGUUCUGGAUCUAGCAAAGGAUUAUCAUCCGCUUCAGAUUCCAAUGGUUUGUUCAUACUAUUGACCACAAGAGGUGAUGCUGUGGCUGUAUUACUAUAUGGUGAAAAUCCUGCCCAUUCCAUGCCAAGAUAUAUAGGUGGAGGGCUACCCAAUGGUGGUUCCAGUAACAAAUGAUCCGAUUGUUGUUGUUGCUGCUGUUGCUGCUGCUGUUGUUGCUGUAAUUCUUGACACUCCGAGGGUGGUAAAUGGGAAGCCAAAGAAUAUACUGGCUAUUACCUGUACUCUGGCUUCUGUCAAUUGGAUACGUAGAGCAAGCUCUUCCCGAAAGAAUACAUCAGGAUAGUGUGUCUUCUGAAAAGCUCUUUCCAAUUCUUCCAAUUGAAAAUUCGUAAACGUAGUACGAUAUCUACGUUGUUUCCUUUUACCAACUCCGGACGACUGCCUGUCUUCGCUUCCAGGACUUGGUGAAAAGUCGUAUGCUGCAAUGCAUCGAUAACGGUAUUGUUAUCAAGUUUUUGUAUGAAAGCAGUCGUAUGACGAAGUUACGAGGUAACUGAAUCAUUCCUCUACGAACUGAAACUUAUUGCAAGUUGAAGGAUUGUUCGCGACGAUUGAUCCAAGCAUUGCGCUUAAUCAUUAUGACUUUUUACGUGGCGUAAAAUGGUUCAUAACUGUUAAACUGAUUACCACUAACUCUAUUUAAAACAACGGUUGCCGAUUCACUUAAUGCAUUUAGCAAUAAUUUAAUUGAGGACUGCCCCAACUUACGGAGCCGACAGGUAGAGAGUGGCAGUUAAUUAAAUCAGGUCUGGGGUGGCAGGGUGCACUUACAGAAUUUUGUAGGAAAGCAAACCGAGGAAGAUUGAGCGCCUAUCAGACCAGCUAGAGCAGUCGACUGUAGAUCUCCCCCAGGGUUGAUCUCGUCAGGUGCUCCAGCAGAAGCUACGAUCGCUCCAGUAGAUACCAGAGGAUCGCGCGGUGCACCCACUAAAAACAAUUGUCUGCCACUUUCGUUCGCACUUUCGUCUUCUUCUUUUAAAUCCAUUGUAAUACUUGGCUUCCGUCGUUUAAUUAAUUAAAUAUCGAAUAGUUGAAGCAAAUGGUAGACCGAUGAAGGAUAGGGCUAAUGGUAAUUGAAUCACUACCAAGUUGAGAAGUUCGAGUGGAUACCACCGCGACUCCGCAACUCUGCUAUUUCUUUUCUCUUUUACUCCUUUUUUCCUUACACCUGUGCGAUGUAGAUAGGGUAGGGGAUAGAGUAUAUUCAACGUGAACUCCCUCAAGAGGGGUAGUGAAGCCUCAAAAAUGUAUUGCUUAUACACCACGAAUCAAUAGCAUAGGUGUACGCUUGGCAAAAAGAUAUCCAGUUUUCCUUUAUGCGCUUCUUAAAUUUUAUGAAAAAUUAAUGAUUCCUACUUUUAUGUGUAGCGGCAACCGAUUUUUUUAGUAUCAACUUAUGCAACAAGAUAUACUCGUGUCUAAUUGCCUCGUGACAGUAGCAAUUCUAAAGAAAAUUAUUUAACGUCACUUCUUUUCAUUAAGCAUUUUUAUUAAGAUACGUUAUCGGUUAUAAAAUUUAUGUAAAAAGAAAGGGAGCAAACGAUUCGACACAUACAAUUUUCAUACAUUUCUUUAUUAGACAAAUGUAGUGUAUCACAAUAUAUAUAUAUGUGUAUAUAUAUACAUACAAAAUCUACUAGAUCUAUUCAAUAAAUAAAAAUGCAAUGUGCUUAAAAAA